GUCUUUCCGCAGACUAUUUUUAUGUGUGCUUUCGAGGUUUUUUUCAGUAGUGCCUGAGGUCUUUCAUGUUUGUGUAAGAGCGUGAAUAUUCGUCGAGAUGCUGUGGCUUGUUCCAUUCCUGACAGUGUUGGCGUUGGUUUUGGCGCAACGCACGCCGACGAUAUCGAACAUCAGCGACGAGAAAGUCGUGGACCUGGGGGACACGACUGAGUUGACUUGCUCUGUGCAAUACGCCUUUGAUUACACGGUGUUGUGGGUGAAGAUUGAUCCGGAUCAACCGGGUGGUGCUAUACCGCUGAGCAAAGGCACGAGUUUGAUUUUGCCAGAGACGAGGUUUGCCUUGCGGCACAACACUGCCAGCUCGACUUACGUGCUCCAGAUGAAAGACAUUCAAGACACGGACGCCGGAAUUUACCAGUGCCAAGUGCUGAUAUCGACGCAAAACAUCAUCUCUCGGAACGUGAAGGUGUCUGUUCGUCAGCCGCCAGUCAUUUCCGACGACUCCACGCGGUCUGUGGUCGCCACAGUCGGUGAAGACGUUACUCUGGAAUGCUACGCUUCCGGCUUCCCGAAUCCCAGGGUUUCCUGGCGGCGGAAAAACAACGCCAUUCUGCCGACGGGCGGCGCCGUUUAUCGUGGAAAUAAACUGCGGAUCCCGUCGGUGUCCAAGGACGACCGCGGCACGUACUAUUGCGUGGCGGAGAACGCCGUCGGGGAAGGCGCCCGUCGCAACGUCGCUCUGGACGUUGAGUUCCGCCCGUCCAUCUCCAUCCCGCGGCCCCGAGUGGGCCAGGCUGACGGCUACGGCAUGGACCUCGAAUGCCACGUGGAAGCCUACCCGCAGCCGGCCAUCACGUGGCUCAAGGACGGCUUCCAGCUGGCCAACAACGUGCACUACAAGCUGAGCCAGUUCUCGGCCGGCGACGACUUCACGUCGGCCACGUUGCGGGUCGUGAGCGCGGGCCAGGGACGGUACGGGGAGUACAAGUGCCAGGCGGCCAAUAAGUUUGGCCGGGCCGAGGGCGUCGUCAAUUUGCACGAGACGUACGAGCCGGUUUGUCCGCCUGCUUGUAGCGCCGAGAGUGGACCGAAAGCUUUCGCAGCAGUGAUCUUGUUAUGCCUCAUUUAUGGCAGAAUCAACUGGUGAUGAAGAAAUGAUGAUUCCGUCCAAGGGGAAAAGUUCAGCUAAGUGGAUCCAUUGCAUGAUGAGCAUCGUAUUUGUAAUUGUUUUUUUGCAAAACGGACUUUUAUAUAUUUUAUGCGUUCGUUUGUUUGUUCAGCCUCAACAUGUCAGCAUGGAAGAGAUGAGAGAGAAAGACAAAAAAUACAAAACGAAACAAAAUAGUGUGAGACGAGGUGCUUUGAGAGUAGCCUUGAAGAACCUGGUUGUCAAGAAGGUUGUUGAAUUUUACAAAUUGUUAGAAAAAUAGAAUCUUUACAUUGUUAAUCUCGAUUUUAUAAACAAGGUACGGUUUUUUCUUUGUUUUUUUUUAUAUUCGGAGGAACAUAUAUGUUUUGUUCGAACACCUCAUGGGAGUUGAAACAAAUGGACAUUAUGUUAUUUAA
Notodromas monacha is the source of this 1566-nucleotide messenger RNA. NCBI's taxonomy places the organism in Eukaryota, Metazoa, Arthropoda, Ostracoda, Podocopida, Cyprididae. The record is from the annotation of a GenBank genome assembly.